AGAUCUGGGCAGGGAGCACUUGUAGCAAGUCAGGGUGGCUCCGAUUCCCUGCAGCCCAGUGGGGUCCUCCCCCCUCUCUGUUUCAGCCCUGCCUGGAUGUUUCUUGCUCUUGUUAAUUGCCCCAGGCUGGGGGCGGGGGAUGCUCUUACCAGCUGUUCCAAGGCUCUGUAUUGCCCCGAGCUAAGAGCUGCUCUGCUGCUGGUGCCUGCGGGCCCUGAGCUCAGACCCAGGCGUGCACUACUGACAGAGACAGUCUGGGGCAUGGAUCACCUGCCUAGCAGCCCCCUGCCGACCCCCAGACUCCCUGCAUGAGGAAGUGCUGUGCGGCUUGCAGUGCUUCUCGGGCGCAGUAACCACUCUUAGUACCGGAGCAUUUUUACAAAGAGCCUGUCCUUGGACACCAGAGCAGCAGCACCCUUGGAAAUGCUUACAGCUCUGGGAGGCUAUGACUUGUCUUGAUGCAUAAGGCAGACCAGGACUCAGCUGUGUUCCAAGUGCAGAAUCUUCCUUACUGGCAAUGCGUGGCCAGAACGGACCCAGGUCUGUUCUUGUGUGAGAGUUCCCAUCUGAGUGGAUUUGAUGUCUUACUCCGAUUCGCUUGCCUCCUCCAUUGUUGUGAGGACAAGAUAUAUGAGGGACCAAACGCUCCGCAGACACUAAGCAGACUGAGCCAGCCAGGAGUGGGAAAGGAUGCCGAUACCUCCUCCCCCUCCACCACCUCCUGGCCCCCCUCCGCUGCCAACCUUUCAUCAGGCAAACAGCGAGCUCCCGAAGCUGAGCCGAGAGGAGCAGCGAGGUAGAGGAGCCCUGCUCCAGGAUAUCUGCAAAGGGCCCAGACUGAGAAAGGUGACGCAGGUCAAUGACCGGAGCGCUCCAGUCCUGGAGAAACCCAAGGGAGGAGGCGGUGGUGGCUCCAGCUCUGUCUUGCUCCAGCCCAAAGGCAGCCUCUUCCAAGGGGGUGUCCCUAAGCUCAGACCCGUCGGAGUGAAGGACAACUCAGACAGCUCCUCCGGCAAGCAAUCGCUGCAGGUUCCUGGCUCCAGAUCAGCAGCCCCGCGGCCCCCGGUGCCUGUGACCAACAGCCGACCUCACGAUGACUCCGACAACAACCGGGCUUCCCCCCCCGAGCUUCCCCGGAUGCAGAGACCCUCCUUGCCUGACCUUUCCCGGCCCAACAGUGCCAGCAGUACCGGCAUGAAACACAGCUCGUCUGCCCCUCCGCCCCCGCCUCCAGGCCGCCGAGCCAACGCGCCCCCCGCCCCGCCUCCGAUGCAUGGCAGCAAAGCGCCUUCUUAUAACCGGGAGAAGCCAUUACCGCCAACUCCAGGACAGCGGCUCCCCGUGAGCCGGGAUGGCCCCCCAGCACCGCCCCCCAUCAAGCCCCCUCCUUCCCCAGUGAAUGUCCGAACGGGGCCAAGUUCUCAGAACCAGUCUCUAGCUCCCCCUCCGCCCCCCUAUCGGCAGCCCCCUGGCGUUCACAAUGGCCCUUCCAGCCCCACCAAUGAGCUGGCCCCAGAGCUGCCUCAGAGACACAACUCUUUGCAUAGGAAGACCCCGGGCCCCAUGAGGGGCAUGGCUCCUCCUCCACCCUCUUCGGCCUCCCCGUCGCUCCAGAGUAAUCGACCCCCUCCGCCGGCCCGAGACCCUCCGAGCAGGGGAGCAGCCCCUCCACCCCCGCCCCCACUGAUGCGGAAUGGUGGUCGUGAGGCUCCCCCACCCCCACCCCCCUACAGAAUGCAUGGGUCAUCAGAGCCUCUGAGUCGAGGGAAACCUCCGCCCCCACCUACCAGGACACCGGCUGGGCCGCCCCCUCCACCUCCCCCAGUGCGAAAUGGGCACAGAGAUUCCAUCGCCACCGUGAGAUCUUUCUUGGAUGACUUUGAGUCCAAAUAUUCCUUUCAUCCCAUCGAAGACUUUCCAGCUCCGGAAGAGUAUAAACACUUCCAGAGAACUUACCCCAGCAAAACGAACCGAGCGACCCGGGGGGCCCCGCCGCUGCCUCCCAUCCCCAGGUGAAGUCCAGCUGCAUUGCCUGGUUGUUCCUUGGCGAGGAGAUGGACCUUCUCUCCUUUCCUUGAAUGGACUCCCCCGCCCCUAGGAACCUGCAUGAGAAGCUCCCAGUGUCUCGUUUUGUUUUUCCAAUGAUACAAGGAACAGACAAACCCAGAUGAAUCCCCUCUCACCUCCAUCUAUGCAUUUCAUACCUGGACUUACCUGGGUGAGUCCCUUCCUCCACUUUAGAGCUGCAGAUCUGCGGGCUGCGCUGGGAGGAGGCUUCCUGCACCACUCUGCAGAUCUGUGCAAAAAGACUCUCCUGGUCCACAAGGUUAAUAUAACGUAGGAUGAACUCCAAGCCAGCGUGGGAUGGCUUUGGGGCCAGAAACCAGUGUGAUGCAGCCAGUACCCCCCGGUGCUCUGCGAUAGGGUAGGGGUGAGGGGCAUGUGGGGUGGGGUGGGGGGUCAGA
Messenger RNA from Chelonoidis abingdonii (Abingdon island giant tortoise), 2465 nucleotides. The record is from RefSeq and is a predicted model, not a curated record. Lineage: Eukaryota; Metazoa; Chordata; Testudines; Testudinidae.